Penicillium lagena is the source of this 1014-nucleotide messenger RNA. RefSeq lists its product as uncharacterized. The transcript has a single exon. The record is from RefSeq and is a predicted model, not a curated record. Bases 1 to 1014 code for a protein of 337 amino acids. NCBI's taxonomy places the organism in Eukaryota, Fungi, Ascomycota, Eurotiomycetes, Eurotiales, Aspergillaceae.
AUGUCGUAUGGACUGCCGUUCAGCGACGAUCCCUUCAACCCUAGCCAUGCGCUCGACCCCACGGCGGCUCUCCUGCCUGCCUCGACUCGCACGGUGGAGCAAACCCUGAUUUGCCCUUCGGAAGACAUGCACAGCUUCCUCCAAAAGGAUCUCCGCGUGGACAAGCUGAACAAGAUUGAUCGGUAUCUAUGGCUGGCUGGACAACCAAUGCCUCCUCGGCCCCUGAAUUACCAUGUCGUCGCAUCCCGCGAGAUUGCUGCAGACGAAAGAAUGGACAUGCACCUGGUGUGGGAACCCACGCGGCGCCUCCACCUGAAGCCACUUCCUCGAUAUCUUCUCGAUGGUCAACUUUGGGCGGAGCAUCUCGUCUGCGAAGGAUCAAGUUGUGUGGAACAAGACCAAGGCGCGCAAGGCCCGAACCGACAGACAAGGGAACAUCUAUAUAAAUGCGCCCUGGGCUUUCUCGCUUCCUACAUCGCUUUGAUCCAAUUUGAAAGCGACUUUGCCAUCGCCCACAACUAUCAUUUAAUUCCCCGUGACCUGACCUGGGAGAAAUGGGUCCAACUGGUCCAGCAGUUGUUGAAAAAGGGGGCUACCAAUCCCAAAAACAUCAACCAUCGCUAUUUAUUCGGUGAGCUGAGGCUGUCGCGACUAAAUCAAAUAUAUUCCAUUCGAUAUGGCAGCAUACUAAAGGGGUAUCAAUUCACUUAUCAAACAUACGGCGAGCUGGUCCGUGACCACCUCACUACCCUCUCAGCGGCAACCAUUUACGUUGCACUAGUGUUGACCGCCAUGCAAGUUGGGCUUGCUACCACUCGCUUAGGCCAAAACCUAUCUUUUCAAAAUGCGUCUUAUGGGUUUACGGUAUUCUCAAUUCUGGCACCAUUGGUCGGGAUUGGGCUAGUGGGUAUGAUGGGGAUUUUCGAGUUUGCCAGCAACAUGCUACAAACGAGGAGAUUAAAACACAAGCAGUUUGCAUUGUACGAUAAGAUGACACGCAAUCACACAAGUUAA